GGGCAGGUGCCUAGGCGGGCUAUGCUGAAAGGAAGAUGCUGGCCAGGAAGAGCAUCAUCCCGGAGGAGUAUGUGCUGGCCCGCAUCGCGGCGGAGAACCUGCGCAAACCGCGCAUCCGCGACCGCCUCCCCAAAGCCCGCUUCAUCGCCAAGAGCGGAGCCUGCAACCUGGCUCACAAGAACAUCCGAGAGCAAGGUCGCUUCCUGCAGGACAUCUUCACCACCUUGGUAGACCUGAAGUGGCGUCACACGCUGGUCAUCUUCACUAUGUCCUUCCUCUGCAGCUGGCUGCUCUUCGCUAUCAUGUGGUGGCUGGUGGCCUUCGCCCACGGGGACAUCUAUGCUUACAUGGAGAAAGGCAUCACGGAGAAGAGUGGCUUGGAGUCCGCCGUCUGUGUGACCAAUGUCAGGUCAUUCACUUCUGCGUUUCUCUUCUCCAUCGAGGUUCAAGUGACCAUUGGGUUUGGAGGGAGAAUGAUGACUGAGGAGUGCCCUCUGGCCAUCACGGUUUUGAUUCUGCAGAACAUUGUGGGUCUGAUCAUCAACGCGGUCAUGUUGGGCUGCAUCUUCAUGAAGACGGCCCAGGCCCACAGAAGGGCAGAGACGCUGAUUUUCAGCCGCCAUGCUGUAAUUGCGGUCCGUAAUGGCAAGCUGUGCUUCAUGUUCCGGGUGGGUGACCUGAGGAAAAGCAUGAUCAUUAGCGCCUCGGUGCGCAUCCAGGUGGUCAAGAAAACCACGACGCCAGAAGGGGAGGUGGUGCCUAUUCACCAGCAGGACAUUCCUGUAGAUAACCCCAUCGAGAGCAAUAACAUCUUCCUAGUGGCCCCUUUGAUCAUCUGCCAUGUGAUUGAUAAGCGUAGCCCCCUGUACGAUAUCUCAGCCACUGACCUUGUCAAUCAAGACCUGGAGGUCAUAGUGAUUCUCGAGGGCGUGGUGGAAACCACGGGCAUCACCACGCAAGCGCGGACCUCCUACAUUGCAGAGGAGAUCCAGUGGGGACACCGCUUCGUGUCGAUUGUGACUGAGGAGGAGGGAGUAUACUCUGUGGACUAUUCUAAAUUUGGUAAUACUGUGAAAGUGGCGGCGCCAAGAUGCAGUGCCCGGGAGCUGGACGAGAAACCUUCCAUCUUGAUUCAGACCCUCCAAAAGAGUGAACUGUCGCACCAGAAUUCUCUGAGGAAGCGCAACUCUAUGAGAAGAAACAACUCCAUGAGGAGGAGCAACUCCAUCCGGAGGAAUAACUCUUCCCUCAUGGUGCCCAAGGUGCAGUUCAUGACUCCAGAAGGAAACCAGUGCCCAUCAGAAUCAUGAGGGCAGGACGACCCUAGACAGCCACUCACUGAGUCCCGAUGACUGACAGACCAUCCUGAGACAGUUCGCUGAGUUCUGGUGAUCGAAAUAUCGGACCCGUCGCCAAUUCAGGGCUGGAACACAACAGUAUUUGUAUUUUAAGGCACUGAAAAAUAUUCAUAUUUGAGAAAUUAAACCUCUUGUAUAAAUAAACAGUAGUACACAAAGCAGAGGGCUUGCGGUUCACACUUGUUUCCCCACACAGAGUGCCGCAGCAGCGACACUUUUAGACAUUUUUAGAGGCAUGGAGUCACAUAGAGAUGAUAUCACCUUCUAAGAUCCCUGCUCAGGUCUGUGGCCAAAGAGAACCGCAGUUUUCCCUUUCCUAUUCUGUUUAUUUGGGUUUUGGUUUGAAGCAUUCUUUUUGGCUUGUCUUUCUGAGUUUGGGUUGCCAUAGAAACCUGAGCCCGUCCUCUCUGAUCCUCCUCUCAUCUGGAAACUCUGUUUUCUUCCCAGCAGCCUUUGCAGUCCGAGUCAGUUGGUCUGCAUGUCUGAGCUUCUGUCACUUAGCAGAGAUGAGAUCUUCUACCAGAGCCCAGGUUCAUCCUCCUUAACUCCUGAGCCCUCAAGUAAGGGCAGAGUAGAGAGAUGUCCUGGAUUUACACAGUGUGUGGUGUGGUAAAACAUGGAAACUAGGCAGCUGUGUAGCCUUUUAGUCAGAGUUUGGGGCUUGAAUUUAUUUCAUAUAUGAGCCAUUGGACCUCACAGGUCAUCGGGAAUGUGUUCAAAUCUAACCUUAAAAGACACAUGAUUCUAACCAGGUGGGCUAAGUUGACUGCUCCCAAGAAAUCUGUGACUUGGAACUCUAGACUCAAAGAUCAAACGGGUACUUGCAGCUCUGCUUGCCUGUUUAAUAAAGUUCUCAAAACCCA
Molecule: messenger RNA, 2221 nt
Organism: Rattus rattus (black rat)
Lineage: Eukaryota; Metazoa; Chordata; Mammalia; Rodentia; Muridae
Gene: Kcnj8
Product: potassium inwardly rectifying channel subfamily J member 8
Exons: 2
Coding region: 36-1310 (424 amino acids)
Biological process (GO): regulation of monoatomic ion transmembrane transport; potassium ion import across plasma membrane
Cellular component (GO): plasma membrane
Molecular function (GO): ATP-activated inward rectifier potassium channel activity
Source: RefSeq, a predicted model, not a curated record